AUGUUCGAAGAGGAGGAAAAGGCGCAAGUAUUCUUGGAUGAACUGACCAAAGUCAUCCCGUCCUUUGGUAUGCACUUUGCACCCACAAAGUGUAAGGUCAUGCUUGUGGACGUGCAGUCACUGAACACGCCACUUACAAUACAGGGAGAGGUACUGGAAGUUGUGGAGCAUUUUACGUAUCCUGGAAGGUGUAUUAGUUCUGAUUGUAGUGUGACAGAUGAGGUGAAUGCACGAAUCUGCAAGGCUCGGGCCGCGUUUGCUAACUUGAGACACCUAUGGCGUCAGAAUGGUUUAUCCCUGAAUCUGAAGGGACAUUUACUCAAGGCU
Opisthorchis viverrini is the source of this 327-nucleotide messenger RNA. RefSeq lists its product as hypothetical. The record is from RefSeq and is a predicted model, not a curated record. The annotation marks the transcript as partial. NCBI's taxonomy places the organism in Eukaryota, Metazoa, Platyhelminthes, Trematoda, Opisthorchiida, Opisthorchiidae. The transcript is spliced from 2 exons.